This is a messenger RNA of Nomascus leucogenys (northern white-cheeked gibbon), 6003 nucleotides long. It is a transcript of the gene GPR173, whose product is annotated as G protein-coupled receptor 173. Lineage: Eukaryota; Metazoa; Chordata; Mammalia; Primates; Hylobatidae. Bases 2006 to 3127 code for a protein of 373 amino acids. Gene Ontology annotation, molecular function: G protein-coupled receptor activity. The record is from RefSeq and is a predicted model, not a curated record. Gene Ontology annotation, cellular component: plasma membrane. Gene Ontology annotation, biological process: G protein-coupled receptor signaling pathway. The transcript is spliced from 2 exons.
AAAAAAAAAAAAAAAAAAAAAAGCCGGGCCCCAGGUGGCUGUGGCAGGCCAGGCUGGAUUGAACUGGAAAACCAUGCAGAGGGGAGACUUUUCCUGGGAGGGAAGGAGUAGGAAGACAUCCACUCAAGUUUCACCCACUAAUCCCAGCCCAGCCCCAACAAUCAUCCUGAGUUUCCCCAGUUUCUGCCCAAUUGCCUCACUGCCUUCCCUCUGGGACCUGUGCUGUUACCUGGUCACAUCCCCACACUCCCGGAGCUCUCCUCUUUCCUGCAGCUUUGCUGCGCUGCUCUCACCGCCAGAUGUACCCCCAGGCUGCUGUUGUAGCUAAUCCUGCCUGGAUGUCUCCAGGGCGCCCUCUCUGACCCACAGACCCAGCCCAUUUAAUCCCUCAAUCAAUUCAUUUGAUAUAUUGUCACUGAGAGCCUACCAUGAUGGGCUACGUAGUGUUCUUUCAGAGGAGAGUCAGUGAGUCUUUAACUCCUGCCUUCGUGGAGCUUUCAUUCUGAUAGGACAAGGCAGGCAAUAAACUAAAAUUUAAAAGUAAAUUUUAUAUAUAUAUAUAUAUAUAUAUAAUUUUACAUAUAUAUAUAAAAAUAUAUAGUGUGUUAGAAGAGAGAAAUUGUAGGAAGCAAAAUAGGGAGAGUGGCAUGGAGGGGGCAUUAUCUGUCACCUGGAUUGCUGCAGGGGCCUCUGAGUAGUCUCCCUACUUUUAUCUGCACCCCACAUGACCCCUGCUCUUCACAACGGCAAGCAGGAUUCUGUUCCAUCCUAGAUCGUACCACAUGUGGCCUCUGCUCAGAAUCCUCCUGUGACUCCCAUCUCAUUCAGAGGAAAAAGUUCUCGCCACAGCCUCCCUGAUCUGACCUCACCACCUUUCUGACCUCGCCUGCCACCACAUUCCCCUGACUCACUGUGUUCCACCCACAGUGGCUUCCUUGCUCUUCCUCAAAUAUGCCAUGUAGAGUCCCACCUCAGGGCCUUUGCUCUGGCUGUUCCCCCUGCCUGGACUUCUCUUCCCCGAGAUAUCCGCAUGACUCACUCUCUCACCUCCCUUAGGUCUGUGCUCAGAUGACACCUCCUCUGUGAAGCCUCCCCUGUCCACCUCAUCUAAAACUGCAGCAUCUUCCCCACCCCUAGCACUUCCUAUCUUCCUUCCCUCCUUUAUGUUUAUUCCUAGGAACUUGUCAUCAUCUGACAUAUAUACUUCACCCGUGUCUCUUCUUUGUUAUCUAGAAUGUCAGUUCCACAAGGGCCGGGAUCUUUAUCUGUGUAGUUCACAGCUGUAUCCCCAAUACCUAGAACAAUGCCUGGCACACAGAUCCUUGAUAAAUAUUUUUUCAGUGUAUGAAUGAAUAUGCACAAGCAUACCUACAUGUUUAUAUUCACACAUACUCGCCUCCUCACCUAAAAUAAAAACCAAAGUCCCCAUCGUGGCCCACAACCCUACCCAAUCUGGCCCCAAGGCACCUCUGCGACUUCACCUUCCACCACUGUCUCCCUUGCUCUUACCGUUCCUGCCUCACUCAUCUUCCUGCUGUUCCUCUAGCAUACUAAACACAUUCCUCAUCAUGAAUAAAGAAAUCUAUUAAGUGAGUGGUACCAGCAUUUUAAGAACACAUGAAAGAGAAUAAAAAUGAAUGGGGUACAUUGCAUACAGGUUCAGUACUGUUUUGUGAAACUUUUGGUUGAGCUGUGUGUGUGUGUGCAUGCAUGUGUAGCGGGUUGUGAUGUAAAAUGUAUUUUUUUACUAUGGGUGGCAGUAAAAAAAAAGUCUGAACACAACCUUAGAGCUUUGCAAAGGGGAAGAAGAGCUGCACCAACAUCCCUGCCCCACAGAUCCACCAAUGGAGGAAACAGGUAACCAAAGACAUCCAAAGAAAUGCAGCAUCCUCACCUGACAAGGAGCAGGUGCAAUGUAGCAGGACAACUCAUGGAGCCCCCCCGGGUCCAUCGAGUACCGGACUGGCUGACCCCCUAGGGUUGGCAGUAGCCCCUGACCCUCAGUAUGGCCAACACCACCGGAGAGCCUGAGGAGGUGAGCGGCGCUCUGUCCCCACCGUCCGCAUCGGCUUAUGUGAAGCUGGUACUGCUGGGACUGAUUAUGUGCGUGAGCCUGGCGGGUAAUGCCAUCUUGUCCCUGCUGGUGCUCAAGGAGCGUGCCCUGCACAAGGCUCCUUACUACUUCCUGCUGGACUUGUGCCUGGCUGAUGGCAUACGCUCUGCCGUCUGCUUCCCCUUUGUGCUGGCUUCUGUGCGCCAUGGCUCUUCAUGGACCUUCAGUGCACUCAGCUGCAAGAUUGUGGCCUUUAUGGCCGUGCUCUUUUGCUUCCAUGCGGCCUUCAUGCUGUUCUGCAUCAGCGUCACCCGCUACAUGGCCAUCGCCCACCACCGCUUCUACGCCAAGCGCAUGACACUCUGGACAUGCGCAGCUGUCAUCUGCAUGGCCUGGACCCUGUCUGUGGCCAUGGCCUUCCCACCUGUCUUUGACGUGGGCACCUACAAGUUUAUUCGGGAGGAGGACCAGUGCAUCUUUGAGCAUCGCUACUUCAAGGCCAAUGACACACUGGGCUUCAUGCUUAUGUUGGCUGUGCUCAUGGCAGCUACACAUGCUGUCUAUGGCAAGCUGCUCCUCUUCGAGUAUCGUCACCGCAAGAUGAAGCCAGUGCAGAUGGUGCCAGCCAUCAGCCAGAACUGGACAUUCCAUGGUCCCGGGGCCACCGGCCAGGCUGCUGCCAACUGGAUCGCCGGCUUUGGCCGUGGGCCCAUGCCACCAACCCUGCUGGGUAUCCGGCAGAAUGGGCAUGCAGCCAGCCGGCGGCUACUGGGCAUGGACGAGGUCAAGGGUGAAAAGCAGCUGGGCCGCAUGUUCUACGCGAUCACACUGCUCUUUCUGCUCCUCUGGUCACCCUACAUCGUGGCCUGCUACUGGCGAGUGUUUGUGAAAGCCUGUGCUGUGCCCCACCGCUACCUGGCCACUGCUGUUUGGAUGAGCUUCGCCCAGGCUGCCGUCAAUCCGAUUGUCUGCUUCCUGCUCAACAAGGACCUCAAGAAGUGCCUGAGGACUCACGCCCCCUGCUGGGGCACAGGAGGUGCCCCAGCUCCCAGAGAACCCUACUGUGUCAUGUGAAGCAGGCUGGUAGGCAGACAGGCAGAGAGAAGGUCAUGGCCACUGUGAUGGGGCCAACAGCAAGGGAGGGGUAGGGGCCCAUACAGGAGUCCUCCUUUCUGAGCUCCAGCCCCAGCCCCUCGAACCACCUGUAAUCUAGGCACCUUUGCCAACACCUCCCAAGGAUGGAGGACUAGGCGAGGGACUGGGAAAGAGGCAUAUUUAGUUUUGUGGGGCCUGUCUCCGCUGCCUCCUUCUCCACUUCUACAAUCUCAUUCUCUCUUUCUUUCUCUCUCUCUCUCUCUCUCUCAGAAGUGACAAUUCAGAAAAAGAAAAGAACACUGAGAAUGCAGGUUUUUCUACUAACAGCUGAGGAGACAGGCUUUCUUACUUUAAUGUCUCUCCUUCUGACACUGUCCAGAAGGGGGAAAUUUGUCCUGUAAAAUAGACUUCCAGAGCUUUUUUGCCCCCUCUGCUCCCAUGCACCCUCCCCUUCCAAGUCCUUUAGCAAGGCCUGGAUGUUUAGGGAGAAAGUGGUCCAAGGCUGCUGACAAGAGGGACCAAAGGGGGUGCUGGGUUCCCAGGGAGCAGGGAUGUUUAAUUACUAUGUCAUGUGCAAUGUUGUUUUAGGCCAACCCUUGCCCCAAGCCCAGUCUCUUCUCCCUCCCCACCAUGUCCAGACCUCCCAAAUGGUUCUUGUGCAUCUGUUGGAGAAGUCAAGGGAGUAGGGAGAAGGGCCCCAAGGAUGGGCCCAGGUUAGGUGAAGAGUAGCAUGUGAGCUGAACUCCUCGAACUGAAGAGACCCACACUUGGUCACAUUCUCUCACGCUGCCUUCAGCAUCCCCAGCCCCCAACUCUUCUUCCUGAGGGUGGAAAUCCACUGCAGCCCCACUAGGACUGAUGUGGGUGCCAUACAGGCAGGAGCAGCCCACCAGGAAAGUGUAGGGAGGGAGCUGAACUCUCCAGAGUAGCUGGACCACAGAGACUUGGGUCAGAGCCGAUUUCAACCCCAGAAUUGUCUCUUGGGUUCACCCUACUCUUCUGAAGACGAAAAUUUGUUUGGGGCCUUGGUAACCAAUAGUGGUACAAACUCCAAGGCACUGUGGACUUGAGUCCGUUCCUAUCUGACCUCUUUUUGUCCCCCUCAAGCCUCAGGGGCCUCAAGCCCCUCCUUAGUAGCCCUUGGCUGACUGGGCCCUGAGCCCCAAACAUCCUUCUUCCCAACAACCCUCCUUCCCCUUCCUUCCCCCACCCUUACCUACACCCAAAGUGGAGCAGACUGCAGUCAGAUUCUCCAGGCGGGAGAUCCAAGCCUCCCUCCCGGGGGUGGAGUCCACUCUGGGCUUACUUCGAGGCCUGUUCUGUGGAGUGGUGAGCCAAGCUGGCACUCCUUGCCCUGGUCUUACCCAGGCGCUCUGUCCCCUUCUCACUUCCUGUGGGGCCGGAAUCUGUAUUUAUCCAUCCCCCUUUCCCUUCUUUAUAGAAGUCCCUGUCCUAAACUCCCUCCCUAGCCCAAGAGAGCCCCAGAACUGGGGAAGCCUGACCCAUACAGAAUGGGGAGGGCACUCUAGGCAGGAGAGACAUUAAUGAGCCUGGCUGCGGAGUGGCCCUGGAAAGGCAGGCCAGAGUGGCUGAGAGGCCGGGAGUGGGGGAGCCUGUUCUCUCAGCGAUAGUGAUGGGGGUGCCUUUCCGAGGGGGUGGGGUGGGAAGACCAAGGGGUGGGGGGUACAUAGGGUACAUUCAGGAGGGUUUUCCUCCAUUUCUUUUUUCUAACUGCCUGGAUUCACCAUUGGAUUUUGUAAAUGGAAAAACUGAAAUGAACAAUGCUAUAUUGGAUGUUUUCUCUUUCUGUGUGUGUGUGUGUGUGUGCGCGUGCGCGCAUGUGUCCUGUCUGACCACAUGUGGUGAGACAUGAUUGAGUGAUAGUGUGUGUCUGUGUGACUUUGUGUGGGGAGGCACUCCUGAGGAAAACUUGCCCAGUGCACACACGUAAACAAAUGCCUGUAUUAUGGGGACAGAUACAGCACGUGCAUGCAUGCACGCACAUACACACACACACACACACACACACACACCACAGUUGAGAGGAGACAAACUAGAGUAUGUGCCCGCGAUAGGAAGUAGAGUGUUCAAGAGACGGAUCUUGGAAACUACAUAUGUAGGUAGCAAGAGGGUAGACUCCCAUCUCACAAGAUGGGCCUUCCUUGGCCCAGGCCCUGAGCACGGGAGGGCUGGGGCCACCAGGGUACUUGAGAACCUCAUCUCCUCACAAAGCCUGUAGCCCCACCUGAACCCCGUCUCAGUCUCCUUCCCAAACUCAAACAAGGUGUUCCUAAAAUUGGACCACCAUGGAGAAUGGGGACUGGGAAUUGAGGAUCCAAUGUGAGGGAAACUGAUGGGGUUAGGAAAUGCCCCCUACAAAGUAAUGGCUUCUGGAGGGACUGCUCAGUCUGGGAUGGGAGCCCUUCCUAGGGGCCACUGUAUGCAGCUGGGACUUUGGUCAGCUUUGACCAAAUUUAGAGGGAGGGAUGUCAUGGGGGAAAAAAAACCCAAACCCAGGAGUCUACCCAGCCAGACUGCUCCCUAGACAGUUAAUUUACUAUCUAGUUAUUCUCUCAGGUGCACAGAAUUGAGUUGACCGUACUCCUCAGUUCUUGGCACACUAUAUCAUCGUUGGUCCAUGUGAGGCCCUUUUAUUUUUUUUCUUCAGUUUUGUCCCCUUCAUCACCCAUUCCUGAUCCCAUCCUCCCCGCCCCCUACAUAGGCACCCACUCUUGUGUAUUUAACGUACGUCCUUUCAAUCCACCGUUCAUGUGUUUAUUUACAUAUAUGUGUAUCUGUGAAAAAUGUAUGGUAUUGCUGUGUUUUAAUUUACAUAAACAGUAUUGUACUAUAAA